Salvelinus sp. IW2-2015 is the source of this 1561-nucleotide messenger RNA. The record is from RefSeq and is a predicted model, not a curated record. NCBI's taxonomy places the organism in Eukaryota, Metazoa, Chordata, Actinopteri, Salmoniformes, Salmonidae.
GUGUAUUAAUAACACACUACCUAUUCAUAUAAGUAUUUAUUCAUCAUCUACAUAUUCAUAUUGAGCUUCUACGUCUGUGUACAGGAACGUAUUAUUUGGAAGAGAAAAUAUAUCAGCUUAUUGUUCAAUUAUUAUGACGUUUUUUCCAAUACAAAAAGUGUAGUAACUAUUGUUUCCAAACUGCGUUACCCACUCCAGUCAGCAGAUGGCGGAUAUGCGUCUUUCAGGUGAUGCUUCUUGCGUGACGUAUAAUUUACUGGACGGGACGCUUCUUCAGGAACAACAACACGGCUACUCUUUCAACCACCUCGGUAGCUUGCUAGCCAACAUUAAACUGAAAGAUUGACGCUUUAGACCAUGUUAAUGUACAUUAGCUAAUCUCACUGUUGUAAACACAAUUCUGUAGACGUAUUAACUGGUUAACUUUAACCUAAUUUGCCUGUUCAAUUUGCAAACUUGUUAAAGAUUGAUGCUGAGCCUAGCACUAGGCUAGUCGCUAAUGCUAACUAGCUAACAUCACUGACCAUGAGUUCACUAAACUACUCAUCCCCUGCUAAAGAAGAGGAGGUCUGCUGUACGGAGAAAGAAGCUCUGGCGCUGAACAUUGUCGUGGAAGAAGAAGAAGAGGAGGAGGAUAUUACAGUGAAAGGAGAGAAAGAACCUUUCAGAAUGAAAAAGGAGGAAGAGGAGGCUGUUAUAGUGGAGGAAGAAGAGGCUGUUAUAGUGAAGGAAGAAGAGGCUGUUAUAGUGAAGGAAGAAGAGGGUGUUAUAGUGAAAGAAGAGAAAGAACCUUUCAGAAUGAAAAAGGAGGAAGGGGAGGCUGUUAUAGUGAAGGAAGAAGAGGCUGUUAUAGUGAAAGAAGAGAAAGAACCGUUUAGAGAGGAAGAGGAUGCUAUCUCAAUAAAGGUGAAGAUGGAAGACGUUAUGGGAGUGAAAGAGGAGGAGACAGAAUAUCAGAUUACCACCAGAGAGAGACAUGACUAUGGUGGAUCCUCUGGGGAGCCUCAACAACAUCCUGAUGCUGACGAGUCAGAGAAGAGUCUCUACAAAUCAGAACACCAGAUGGACAACGCUAGCCCUUCCUCCCUCCUGGAGUCCCCGUGUCGUGCCUCUCCCGGUAGCACCUUACUGCUGGGUAUGAAGAGGUUGUCUGUGUUGCUGGUGGACUGCAGGAAAACAACGGGGCUGAGUGGAACUGUGAGAGGAGGAGAAGAGAAGAAAGGAUCAGAUUUGACUCAUCAAAUGUCUUUGGCAGGAGAAAGACCAGACUCAGUGGAACCAGAGACGUCCAAACCAGCAAGACGACACCAGUGCUCCCAGUGUGGAAAGAGUUUUAACCACUUACGUAACCUGAAAACACAUGAGAGAAUACACACACAGGUAAAGCCUUACCACUGCUCUCWGUGUGGAACGGGCUGUAACCGGUUAAGGGACCUGAAACAACAUGAGAGAAUACACACAGGGGAGAAGCCUUACCACUGCUCCCAGUGUGGAAAGCGUUUUACUACUUAUGUAACCUGAAAACACAUGAGCGUAUACAACACAGGGAGAAGCUUACCAC